GUUACUGUGCUCCCCAAAUGAAUUGACCCCUCCGUAGAAAUUGCGUCAUCCGUGUCGCUGACCAAUCAGAGGCCAGAGAUCUGCAUAACCAAGUCCCUUUUUGGACCCGCCGUUCCUUCAGACAACGUUGCAUGGUCCAGUAUCGCUUUUGUUAGCGUUUUAUCGCGUAUUUGGGUUCUUUAACAAUAGAUAUGGUUAAGAGGUGUAUUCGUACCCUUUCCAAAACCGAAGACCCAGUACGAAAAAUGUCUUCGAUGGAUCAAACUUUGUGGAAGACCGCAGCAUCAACUGAAUCUAUCUAAAAUCAACCGGGACAGAAGACCAAGUACGAAAAAUGUCUUCGAUGGAUCAAACUUUGUGGAAGACCGCAUGAUCAAGUGAAUCCAUCAACCGGAACAGAUGUUUGCACGAAGGUAAGCCCUAUAUUUGAUUUUCAAUACAUGUCUCAUAUAAGUGAAUUAGCAGUUCUUCGCUUGCAUAACAUAGCUACGUGUGAAUGACUGACACACUUGAUCUGUGUUGAGCGAUAUUUUGCGAUGAUUGGACUGCACAAUUUUGUCUCUGUUGGCGGCUACCGAGCUAAGCUAAACCGGACUAUGUUUGCACGAAGGUAUGCCCUAUAUUUGAUUUUCAAUCCAUGUCUCAUAUAAAUGAAUUAGCAGUUCUUCGCUUGCAGAACAUAGCUACGUGUGAAUGAUUGAUACACCUGAUCUGUGUUGAGCGAUAUUUUGUGAUGAUCUGACUGCACAAACGUGUCUCUGUUGGCGGCUACCGAGCUAAGCUAAACCGGACUAGCGAGUCCGGAAAGCCUUCCAUGUGCACCGAGACACCAAGACUGAAGGAAGGAUGUUUGAGGACACUAUAAAGUAGUGAUUGUCGUACUCGGUCGGGACUUAACGUAGGAUCGGCACUAAUUCAAGAAUAAUUAUUGAGGGGAGCGCGUGACGUUACACAAAGAAACGAGAGAAACAACUUGUAAAUCAAGCCUCGCCUUCUUUUCCUUCAUACGGCGGUUCACAAACGGCUAUACAGAUACAUAUACAGAUUCUGCACACAAGUGUGAUAUGUAACACGAAAAUAGGAAACUGUCAAUGACGGAUUUGUCUUUGGGUUAUAAUAUAUGAUAUUAUGUGGCUUCUCGGUCUUCCUCUGACUCCGGAAAGAUCUCGCGUCGAUAUGCAUGUAAAUACCAUUGAAAUACCCCUCGCUGAAAUACUUGAAGCCCUGCUGUCUGCUUUUGAUAUUUCACUGUUCGCUAAGAAUGCGAGUGAGAAAUCAGCUGGUAAAUCGGACAGUUUCGCUCUAGUCUUUUCUUCCUGCGCUGCCAUUUUUGCUAAUUGUUUGUCUGAGGUUAGCACACGUGGGGUGACGUAACUUCAGGAGGCGUGGUUAAGUGCCCUGUACGGAGGGGUCAAUUGUCCCACCCCUCCCACCGUCCCUUGUUGUUGUGGGUCGUCAGUCAAAUUUUGAAGACAAUUUCACUGCAUUGGAACUACAAGUAUCAUCUCCGUGUCACAAAGCCUUAUGAGGAAACCUCCACCAAGGCGAUGUCACAGAAUUGGCCCAAGAGGCCCCAGGGAAUCUCAAGUACGAAAAGAAUAAACAGAGCUGUCUGGAAUCCUAGAUUUGCUCCUUUGGCAAGUGUGGAACGAGGUAAUUUUCUUUGUGCUUAUAAAAAAAACAAAACACUUGUAUGGUUCACUAGAUUCUGUCCUGAUCUUGGAAGCGAUGUGCAUUGUGAUUUGUUUUCACAGUGUUCGAUGGCUGCUCAUGGUACCGAUCAGAAAAUAAAGGAAAGCACAAAAAAAAACCCACAUCUCGCCUGUUCAUUGAGCUAAGAGCGGAUUACAAUAUAUGCCCAAGAAUGUCUUGGCGUUUCAAUACGUAACAUGACGAAAUAGAAGCAUACUUCCUUUAACUUACAACAUGACUUUCGUAAGUACAUUUACUACAUGCUGACCUUGUGAAUGUCUUGUUCUAUCAGGUUUUAGUUUACAUAUGUGUGAGUACACAGUGGGGCGACUUCAACAUCUCAGGAACAGGAAAGGCAGUGUACUGACAGCCCAAACACACAGCCACAUGCAUCUACCCUCCAGUGUUUUCCCCGCAGCUCCCUUCGCCAUGAAAGAUGACCAAUAAAAAAGAGGAAACUGCUCUUCACAGGGAAGUCGAAGUGAUGCAAGGAGUGGCUGUCAAAGCACAGUGCAAAAGAACACAUUUGACUUCACGCAUCAUCAGUGACGCAUGAAUUUGAGAAACAUGAUGACGAUGCUAAUUUAACACAAGAUUGCCCUAGGAUUAUUAUCCAGUCCAGCCCAUUUUCUUUUGCCACUUAUCCUCAUGAGGGUCACAGGGAGUGCUGGAGCCUAUCCCAGCUGUCAACGAGCAGGAGAUGGGGUACACCCUGAACUGGUUGGCAGCCGAUUGCAUUUUAGGAUUAUUAUUUUUCAUUCAAAAAAACUUUGACUCACUUGGUUUGUAUGGAAUUUUGAAGCCUGAGAAUUUUUUUUUUCUUUAACCUCAAUUUUAGGUUGGAAAUUUCUGGGACUGUUUUCAGUUUCUCUUGUGUGUAUCCAUUUUAUGUUGAUGCAAAUAUCACAAAAGGCUGAAUGAGAAGGUUACUAUACUUGUGAAAGUAGACAUCAAAUGAAAUUAUUCUGCGAAUAGAAAACAUCCAAGUGUUACAAUGACAACGUGCAGAAGGAAUAAGUAUAGCAUAUUGCCUGUGCAAACUCAAACUUCAGGGAAAUAGCCAUGUAAAUAGCGACAAAUGUGCCACAUGACCUGUACUGCAAAUAUUUACACUGUUAGUCACUGGAAUUAUUAAAGUGGAACGAGUCAACAUUAAAAAUGAAAACUAAAACAAAUAACCUUGGCCUUCAGGGUCCAAUGAAGAAAACUGGUAAAAAUAUUCAAAUUCAGGCAAGAAUAGUUGUAAACACAAAACAGUAACAAAUUUUGAAUUACCUUCAUCUUGUCAUUGACAUGAAAAAAAAAACAGGAUGUGAAUCAUAUGGGCCAAGGAAGAAUAUAUCUAGAUGAAGGUACACGCAUUUACACAGGCACCUAGGAACCCAUGAAUGAUUGUGUUUUUUUGUUUUGUUCUAAUUUCAGAAUGACAGAAUUCGAGCCCCUUUUAGCCAGGAAAGCAUGUUUGCUAAUGAAAACACUCCAUUCAAGGGAUGCCAGACCUACGCAGAAUCAGGAAAUGAAACUUUUAAUAACACGAGAACCGUUUCAGAUUACAAUGAAAAUGAUCAUUCAUUUUAAAAAGUAACCUAAAUUGCUUGAAAAGUAAAUACCUGAAUUUGAUUCAAAGGUAGAAUUAUUUCUCAAUUAGAGCCUGAUGAGUUAUUUUAAUGCCAAAUUUCAAGCAUGUACAGUAGUCUGAUUAUUAUAGUAGAAACCGGCGUUAGCAGAGAUCUGUACUGCUUGUCAUUCUACAUACUCUAUAGGUAGUUUUUACACAUUUUUGAUAUCCAGUGCUAUAAAUGUGACAGACUGAUUUAAUUAUGAAUUGUCCAUGUCAUUCAUUAGUUGCAAAUAAAAAGCUGCCUUUUUGUUUUGUAACAAUGUAGAACACAAUGACAGUUUCCUGUAUGGCCACUGACAGUGCAUAUUUGAGACAACAACCACUUCAUUAUCGAAGUUGCCAAACACAAAUCCUUGUUGUCUUUAACAAGAGUGAUACAUAGUACAUUAUCAUGUAAGUGUAUGAACCAAUGUGUCUUAUCUUUUGGAAAAGGAAGAUUUGCAAGGGAGGUCAUGCUUGCUAUCAGGGGUUAAACGUAUAAACAUCCUGACCUUGAAGUCAUGGCAUCGCCUUUGCCUGGUAAAAACGGGCCGUGACGCUAAUAAUCCACAUUCUGUACAGGAUUACAGCCUGUUCAGGAAUGAUUAAUAAGCAGUAUAAAAUUGACAAUAGUGGAAGAAAUAAUACCCAAAUUAUGUGAAUAAAGCAUUUGGUGAAGCUCACAUUUUCAUGGGCAAAAAGGUCAUCGCCAAGGAUCGGGCACCUACAGUAUACUCCUGAAUCAACCAUAUCAGUUUCCCUCUUGUUCUGGGAUGACUGUUCCAAGUUGUUUUCUGUCUAGUCUCACCUUUCAUAAACAGAAAACAUUCUACACCCUCAAGCUGCAGUCUUCACAGAGAGGCUGAUGGGGGAUUCAGUCGCAUUUUUUUUUUAGACUCUAAUUCGAUUCUGUUGUCUCAGUGUGAAUUAACAAAGGCUCAGUUGUAACGCAUACAGUCGUCCACUUGAAGGGUGUUUGGUUUCUCCAUGGCAGUUAGUGUUACCAUGCUUUAUUCAUGACGAAUUCAUCAACGCUGAUCUCCCCAAAGCUGAGGAUGGUUGGAUAGUUUCACAGCUAACUAAGGGUGGGGAGGUCAGUGUUUGUCUCUUUAUGCUAGAGCAGUUGCACCGACAGGGCUACCAGAGGAGGAAAGCACGUGAGCAGAUGCAGAGCAGGGAGGCUAUGAGCCCACACGACUCCAAGGCACCUGGGGCAGAGGCCAUGGAGGGACACAAUCAGGGGCGAAUGGAGCCCACGGCGCCUCCUCCACCUCCUCCUUCCCCACCGCCAACUGGGCCGCCGGAAUACCCACGGCCGAGGCUCGUUUUCCACACGCAGCUGGCUCACGGAAGCCCCACGGGCCGAAUCCACGGAUUCACCAAUGUGAAGGAGCUGUAUGCCAAGAUUGCUGAAGUUUUCAACAUUUCUCACUCAGAGAUUCUGUUUUGCACCCUCAACUCCCAUAAAGUCGACAUGCACAAGCUACUAGGGGGGCAGAUUGGACUGGAGGAUUUUAUAUUUGCUCAUGUCAGAGGAGAGACUAAGGAGGUGGAGGUGACCAAGACAGAGGAUGCAUUGGGCCUCACUAUCACAGACAAUGGUGCUGGAUAUGCAUUCAUUAAGAGAAUAAAGGAAGGCAGCACUAUAGAUCGACUGAAGACAGUGUGUGUCGGUGAUCACAUCGAGGCCAUCAAUGAGCAGAGCAUUGUGGGAUGUCGACAUUAUGAAGUGGCCAAGAUGCUGAAAGAACAACCAAGAGGCAUUCCCUUCACUCUACGCCUAGUCGGACCCAAGAGGGCCUUUGACAUGAUUGGAAUGAGGACCAAAGCACCCAAGUCGAAUGAGGGCAAAAUAGCCAAGGGAAGAGAAACCCUGCGCCUUCGUUCCAAGGGUUCCGCUACUGUCCAGGAAGUGCAGAAUGAAUUUGAAGAGCAGGCCACCAUGAAAGUGGAUGACCUACUAGAAAGCUACAUGGGGAUCCGAGAUUUAGAGCUAGCAACCACCAUCGUGGAAGCAGGCAAAGACAAGAAGAACCCUGAUGACUUUGCCGAAGCUUUGGACUCAGUUCUGGGAGAUUUCGCUUUUCCUGAUGUGUUUUUGUUUGACGUCUGGGGCGCAAUUGGAGAUGUCAAGAACGGGAGGAUCUAGAUUUUUAUUGAGACCAUAGAGCGGCGCCCCCUGGCACAUCCAAUUAUAAGAAGGCACUGUAGCCUUCUUAUUUCUCACAUGAAUUUUUAAUUCAUUCAUACAUGUUUAAUGCUUGCAUACAUUUAGGAUUUCUGAAAGAAUCACUUUCUUUUAAAACUAUGGCAGGUACAGAAAUUCACGUAUUCUUUUUGUUAUGGUAUUUAGGCACGUUAUUGUUCACAAUGGAUUGUGGGUUUAACCACAGUGUAUAUUAUCAGGUCCAAUAAAUAAUGCACAAAAAUGUAUUGCAUUUACAGAAAGUUAAUUUUAAAUCAGUGAUGGAAAAAAAAAUCCUCACAAUCAAGGUUACAAAAAGGCCAAUACCACAAUAGUUGAAAUUCUAUCCAGUUUGGGGGAGGGGGAGGAGCAUCUGGAUUCCAGAGUAACUAAUAUAGUUUUUAUUCUCAUCAACAUUGUCAUAUCUGUUCAAAAUAAAUUUCCUGUUGGUCUUUGGAGAUAAUGAUUUGAGAAGAUCGGUCAGGAAAGAACUGCAACAGGAAAAACAUUUGAUCAAAAUCAGUAUCUUAGAUAUCCUUCAAUCAAUGUUUGUGAAUUUGUUUUUCAAAGCUCCUCAACAAUUAUAGUAAAAGAAAUAAAAAAAAAAAACACAUUUAUUUCAAAGGCACCACAUAUUAUUAGGAGGUAACAAAACAGUUUUGCUCUUUAUAAACUAAAUAUUCUAACUUUACUGCUAUCCAUCCAGUACAGCUCAUAAUGCAGAAUGUAUUAUUGCUAGCUGAUUUAGGGCUGAAAGCAAAGUUUUACUUUAACACAUUGUACAUACAGUACUCUCUGAAUGAUCUCCAUCUGAACACGUAUCUAUAUUUGGCAAUUUUCACAUUUUAAAAGAAGAAUAAAACAAUAUAGUGGUUAAAAGCACGCAAUUGAGUUUCUGCAUCAGUUCCCUAUUUUGCACAAGCAUGUUCUAUUUUGUGUAACACACCGAAGGGAAUAGGAACGAUGCAUUGAAAUUCGAUUUCUCAUAGUUUUAACACAAAGCAACUCCGCUGAGAAUUUUUCAAAACAUUCAAAGUUCAGAUGUCAGACAUCUUGGAGGACGUAAAUAAGGACAUAGUGUCAUAGUUCUCAACGCCACAAACAAAGCAAAGAAUUAAAUCUAUUCAUACACAAGGUAAUGCAAUGUGCUUUAAAAGUAUAAAAAAAACAAAUAAAUAUUUAAGCAUCUUAUAAACAUUUGAAAUAAAGAGAAAAAAGAAAGUGUUGUUAAGAGUGCAAGAAAUAUCAUUGAAAAGUGGAAAAACUUUACCAAACAUGAGAAAAUGAAAGUUUUUUGUCCUGUAAUUAAAAACAUUUACACUUGGGGCUGACAUAAACUCUGUUGGCAACUUAUUCCAUUUGUGUACAGCAUAAUAGUUAAAUGCUGCUUCACCAUGUUUGCUUUGGACUCUGCUCUCCACGAUUUAACCCGAGUUAGUCGAUCUCAGAGCUUCAGUGGCUUUGUAUUCCAUAAGCAUUUCUAUCAAGCAUUCAAGACCUAAACCAUUUAGUCAUGUAUAGAUCAGUAGCAGAACAUUAAAAUCUAUCACAAAGAUGACUGGUGGCCAAUGCCAAGACUUUAGAAUUGGAAUAAUAUGCUCUGACAUCUUUGUUCUGGUCACAAACUCGAUCUGCAACAUUGUGAAUAAGUUGGAGCUGUUUAAUGCUCUUUUGGAGGAGUCCAGUCAGAAGGACAUUACAAUAGUCAAGUCUACUUGAUGUUAAAGUACAGAUGAGCAUCUCGUUGUCUGCUUGACACACACAACCCUUCACUCUGGAUAUGUUCUUCAGAUGGUAGAAAGCAGUUUUAGUCACUGUUUUGAUGACGAUUGAAAGUAAAGCUUGUCAACCACAGCAAACAAAGUGUAAGUAUUAUUGAUGUUCUUACUGAUGAUUUCAGAAAAGUGUUGUUCCCUAGCGCCGACUAACUGAAGGACUGUCUGUAGGGGUCAUAGUCAAUUUGUACUUUGGUUUUUCUCCACUUACAUUGUGCUUUCCUACACUCUUGACCAUCAAUAUGCUGUUCCACAGUGUUCUAGCUCAUCUCAAGAUUGUCUUAGUUUUAAUAGGAGUGGCAGCAUUCAAGACAUUUGAUAUUUUCCAGGUGAAAUUUUCCAAAAGUUCAUCAAUUGUUUCACCAUUUACAAUGUGUGGCACAGGUAUAGUCUCCAUAAAAUUAGUGGCGGUUUUCACUUAUGUACCUUUCCUUAAUAGAUAAAGAGUUUGUCUGAACUUUUGGAAGAAUCUGUAAAAAACAGACAAAAAUGGUCAGAAAUAGCCUCAUCCCUAAUGUCAAUUGAUAGCCUUUAAACAUCCAUUUCUUUACACUGAAAUAACAAGCUAAAAAUAACGGCAAUACCACUGCCUUUUUUCCAUAUUCACCACUCGUACAUAAAAUUUAAAUUGUGCUGGUGUUGCCUCAUUUAAAAUGGUAUAAGAGCUACUUUCUGUUAACCCAAUUUCAUUUAGUAACAAAAAGUCCAGAUCAUAUGUUGUAAUAAUGUCAUUAAUCAACAUUGAUUUAUUACCCAAUUACCUG
Syngnathoides biaculeatus (alligator pipefish) is the source of this 8016-nucleotide messenger RNA. RefSeq names its product GIPC PDZ domain containing family, member 3 (gene gipc3). The coding region runs from base 4404 to 5441 and encodes 345 amino acids. The transcript has 6 exons. Gene Ontology annotation, molecular function: protein binding. The record is from RefSeq and is a predicted model, not a curated record. Lineage: Eukaryota; Metazoa; Chordata; Actinopteri; Syngnathiformes; Syngnathidae.